AUGAAGUUUACAUACGCACUGCACGCUGCAGCUAUAUGCGCGACAGCGGCGGCCCUAGACGAUAGCUACAAGCCUGCUUCAGAUGUCACCAAGCAGGUGAUUGCUGACUCAGUUGCCAACCUUGACUUUUCAGAUUUUACGGACUUUGAAGAUGCGGAUCGAGGAUUUGUAGUAGCGCCGGCGAGUCUAAGAGUAGUUGAUGAAAAGGGACAAGUGGCAUCGGAUUCCGAUCCCUAUCUAGAGAUGAUUCACGAUGAUAUUCCUUGUCCAGACAGUGUCAAUCCAUCUACCUGGCGACAAGCUCAAUUGAUGACCCGAGUAGGAGCUUACAAAGUGAUGGACAAGGUGUACCAGAUUCGUGGAUUCGAUCUGGCGGUGAUGACCAUCAUUGAAGCACCCGAAGGUCUUAUUGUAUUUGACCCCCUCGGCACCAAAGCGACGGCCAAAGAGGCGUUUGGUUUCUAUUUGAAAGAGGUUGGACCGAACACGGGCGCCAAUCUGACACUAGCUGCUGUAGUCUUCACACACUCCCACAUGGACCACUUCGGAGGGGUUCUAGGACUGGUGGAUGAGGAAACUUGGUCCAAAGGAAACAUUCAGGUUAUUGCACCACUCAAUUUUGCCAAUGAGGCACUGUCCGAAAACUACAUGGUCAUUGGUAAUAUGGGGAGACGGGCAUGGUGGCAAAUCGGUAAUCUCCUACCUGCCAAUGAAAACGCAAGUAUUCAUGCUGGUCUCUCGUUCACGCAAUCUAACUCCCUAUUCACGUACGCCGGAGACACUCUGGAAAUCACAAAGGAUAUUGAAACACACACCAUUGCUGGGAUCACUUUUGAGUUUAUGCUCACUUUGAGUGCAGAGGCUCCCGCAGAAAUGCACACAUGGGUUGAAGACUGGGGACUGCUAAAUACCGGCGAGAAUGCGGUGAUGUCUGCACAUAACUUUUUGACACUCAGGGGAGCGAAGGCAAGAGACCCAAUGAAGUGGACCACGUGCAUUCAACAAACUAUCCAGAGAUAUGGCGAUCGAGUUCAAACUAUGAUCGGUCAGCAUCACUGGCCGAAGUUCGGAAACGAAAACGUAGUUGAACAUCUCACCAUGACCCGCGACUACAUCAAAUUCACUCAUGACCAGGCCGUUCGACUACUGAAUCUUGGAUUUGGUAUGGAGGAAAUCAGUGAGACAAUCGAAAUGCCCAAGUCCAUGGACUCGUACUUUAAUACACGUGGGCACUACGGUCAUCUCAAACACAACUCCAAGGAGGUAUAUCAGUUUUACGUCGGCUGGUGGGAUGGCAAUCCCGCAGGUUUCCAGCGUCUACCCCCGGUGGAGAGAGCGCAGCAGUUUGUGGCUGACAUGGGUGGGAUUGAGGCUGUUAUCGAGCGAGGCCAAUGGCAUCACGACAACGGUAACUACCGAUGGUGUGCUGAAAGCAUGAACCAAGCUGUGUUCAGCGAUCCUACAAACAUGGAGGCCAGGUAUCUGGAGGCCGACUGUUUGGAGCAAAUCGGUUAUGCCGAAGAGAGCGGUAUCCGUCGAAACUUCAUGCUCACAGGCACCCAAGAGCUUCGCCACGGCAAGAAAGUGUACCCAGAGCCAGAUUUGGACGAAUCGUUCCUGUUGGAAAUGCCACUCUGGAUGAUGUUGCAGAGCUUAGAGAUCAAAAUGGACCCCACCAUGGCCGAACAGUCCAAUGGCUUGUCAUUGAAUUUGGAGGUGAAGGAUACCAAUGAGAAGUUCAACAUCUUCAUAUCACACGCUGUUCUGAUCUCCCUCCCAGUCGAUGUAUUACCCACCACUGCCCGUGCUACCAUUACCGCUGAUAGCAAAAGGGCGAUGAUUAAUGUGUGGCUAUCACAGGCGACAAGACUGCCUUUGCCGAGCUGA
Messenger RNA from Sphaeroforma arctica JP610, 1887 nucleotides. RefSeq lists its product as hypothetical. The coding region runs from base 1 to 1887 and encodes 628 amino acids. Gene Ontology annotation, molecular function: linear primary-alkylsulfatase activity; protein dimerization activity. Gene Ontology annotation, biological process: dodecyl sulfate metabolic process. The transcript is spliced from 2 exons. The record is from RefSeq and is a predicted model, not a curated record. Lineage: Eukaryota; Ichthyosporea; Ichthyophonida.